Echinostoma caproni is the source of this 234-nucleotide messenger RNA. Lineage: Eukaryota; Metazoa; Platyhelminthes; Trematoda; Plagiorchiida; Echinostomatidae. The record is from the annotation of a GenBank genome assembly.
GAAUACACACGGAUCGCUCAAUCGUUGCUUGAGGCACUGGACACAGAUAAAAAUGAGAAAAUCUCUGUGAAUGAACUGAUGGAACUGACGGAUUGUGAGGAGUUUCGCUCCUCGUUGAAAGAGCUAAUUCGGAAGUACGAUACGAAUGGUGACGGAGAGUUAGAUGUGAAUGAACUACGCCGUUGGAUCCAGUCAGAAAUGGUUGUGGUUGUGAAAGGUCAGAUGCCAAUGUGA